Aspergillus aculeatinus CBS 121060 is the source of this 1062-nucleotide messenger RNA. Its product is annotated as alpha/beta hydrolase. The record is from RefSeq and is a predicted model, not a curated record. The transcript has a single exon. The coding region runs from base 1 to 1062 and encodes 353 amino acids. NCBI's taxonomy places the organism in Eukaryota, Fungi, Ascomycota, Eurotiomycetes, Eurotiales, Aspergillaceae.
AUGCUCCCUUCGGGGACGGAUCUUCCUCAUCGUGUGCGGUAUUUCUAUGCUGGGGGCGAGUACACUACCCUGGCAGACACCGGCGAGCACAUUCGCACCGGCCAGAUCUAUGUGGAGAAACUGACCCCCACGCGAGUCACUCAACCCUACCCCAUUGUUUUGAUCCACGGACAGGCUCAGACUGGGACCAACUGGCUGAACAAACCGGACGGUCAGCCCGGAUGGGCCUCGUACUUCCUGGCCCAGGGCUACGAAUGCUACCUGCUCGACCAACCCUUCCGCGGUCGCAGUCCCUGGCAGUCGUGGAAGGGAGACCUGGAGACUUACUCGGCGGAGCAUCUGCAGCGAUACUUCACUGCUCCCGAGCGGUAUGAGCUAUGGCCGCAAGCCGAGCUGCACACCCAGUGGCCGGGAUCCGGGGUGAUGCACGACCCGAUCUUCGACGAGUAUUACGCCAGCACCGUGCCCUUCGUGAGCGACAACUUACUCCAAGAGACCGCCAUGCAGAAAGCGGGCGUCGCUCUGCUCGAUAAGAUUGGCACGCCCCUGAUCCUCCUGGCACACUCUCAGGGCGGCAUCAUGGCCUGGUUGUUAGCCGAUCAGCGACCGGAUCUCGUGCAACUGAUCGUCUCCCUGGAACCAGGCGGCCCCCCUUUUCGCGAUGUCGGCUUCGGGAAUGGAUCCGCCCGCGCAUAUGGCUUGACGGACAUUCCUAUCGCCUACUCGCCUGCGGUGGUCAAUCCCGCAACCGAUUUGGUGACGACUACCAUCCCCGCCACCCACCCGGAUGAGGUGGGCUGUGUGAUUCAAGCAGACGACCCACCUCCGCGUCAGCUGGCUAAUUUGCAGCGAACCCCUGUGGUGCUGGUCUCCUCAGAGGCAUCGUAUCAUGCGCCGUACGACUGGUGCACCGUCCGAUUUCUGCGCCAAGCAGGGGUGAGCACAGAGUAUGUGCGGUUGGCGGACUGGGGUCUUCGUGGUAAUGGCCAUAUGAUGUUUUUGGAGAAGAACAGUGAUGAUGUUGCAGCGCUAGUGCACGGGAGGAUCCAAAAGUUUAAUUGA